CGGGCUGGUUGAUGCGUCCUGUCAGAAGUGAUCCCCUGCAGUCAGAGGUUAAUCUCCAGCGGGUGAAGCGGCUGGUUUAACUCCGAGGUCAGAAUGCAGUUCCUGGGCCGCAUCAUCGGGACGGUGAGCAGCGUGUUCACCAACCCGUACCGGGUCCGGGAGGUCCAGCUGUCCGAGUACAGGAGUAAGGUGAAGUUACAGCAUGAUGGGAGGACGCUGCUGUACAGGGACACUUCGUCCCAGUCCUGGGACUGCGUCCUCAUCAUGCCCGACAGCACGGUUACGGCACUGAGACUGUUCCAGGUGACCUCGGAGGAAGACGCCGCGAACUGGUUCCCUCAGUACGCCCUGAAGCUCCGCCCCUUCUACGAAACUCUCCGUCCGCCCCUCAAACCCGAGACGCUCCAGCCGAUAGUCGAUUCCCUGCGGAACCACCCGGACUGGAGCUCCGCCCACAUCGCCGUGGACACCGGGCUGCGCGAAUGCCUGAAGCACAACCACGUCCUGAGUCAGAUGAACCUACGGGACGCUCGCGGCCAGACGCCGCUGCACCUGGCGUGCGAGCGCGGCGCGACGAGCUGCGUGCGAGAGCUGCUAGAGGAGUGCCAGGCUCGCACCGACAUCCGGGACAUGAACGGCGACACGCCCAUGCACUGCGCCGCCAAGCAGGACUCGGCUGUGAUCGUGGAGGUGCUGUGUUCUCAGCUGUGCGUCGGGAUAAACGAGCUGAACCAGGCCGGGGAGACACCGCUACACAUCGCGUGCCGUCUGGGAAAGGCGGAGACGGCCAGGGCGCUGAUGGGAGGCGGGGCUCGCUGUGACAUCGUCGGGGGUGUCGGCUACCCGAUUCACGCGGCCAUGAAGCACAGCGCCCGGGGAUGUGCCGAGGCUAUUCUGGCUGUUAAUGUGAAUCAGCUCCAGGCCGAGGACCCUGUGUACGGCGGAACCCCGCUCCACUGGGCCAAGACCGCCGAAAUGUGUCGCCUGCUUCUGGAUCGCGGCUGCAGCUUGAACUACCUCAGCAAAACCGGUGAGAGUCCAUUACACAUCCUGACCAAGAAGGGGCGCUACGAGGCCGCCAUGACGCUGCUCACCCAUGGAGCCAACCCAAACAUCAAGGGCGAGAACGGGAACACAGCUCUGCACCUGGCCAUGAAGCUGGACCACAUGGAACUGAUCAAAGCGCUCAUCGUGUUCGGAGCCGACGUGGAGAUUCACAACGACCUGGGAGAGACGCCGGGCCUGAUCGCAGCCCGCAGCAGCAAGGGCCCCAACCGUAAGGUGUUGCUGAAGAUGCUGCAGUGCGUCGGGGUGGAGCGAUGUAGCCCGCAGUCCCCCAACCUCCCGACCCCUGUCACCAACAGAGCCCCGCCCCUGUCUCUAGGGUUUAACGAGCUCGUUUACGUGGCAGCCGCCGUCUCCGCCAUAAGCCAAGGGUACGCCGAAGUGGACGGACCCAGGACGGGCAAAAAGAUGGACAGACUGCUGUGUCUGGAUGGAGGAGGUAUCAAAGGCCUGGUUCUGAUCCAGAUGCUGAUUGCGUUGGAGAAGGCAGCGGGUCGGCCCAUCCGAGAGCUCUUUGACUGGGUGGCUGGAACCAGCACCGGCGGCAUCCUGGCUCUGGCUGUCGUCCACGGUAAAUCAAUGGAAUACCUGCGCUGUCUGUAUUUCCGGAUGAAGGAUCAGGUGUUUAAAGGCUCGCGACCGUACGAGUCGGCGCCGCUGGAGGAUUUCCUCAAGCAGGAAUUUGGAGAGAACACCAAGAUGACUGAUGUCAGACACCCCAAAGUGAUGGUCACUAGCGUCCUAGCAGACAGACACCCCGGGGAGUUGCACAUCUUCAGAAAUUACAACGCCCCUUCUCUACCCCGUGAGCCGCCGUAUGCUUCUUCCGCCACGUUCAGACCCCUCACCACCCCAGAAGAGCAGGUGGUGUGGCGCGCGGCGCGGUCCAGCGGUGCCGCCCCUACGUACUUUCGACCCAUGGGGCGUUUCCUGGAUGGCGGGCUGCUGGCGAAUAAUCCCACUUUAGACGCCAUGACUGAGAUCCACCAGUACAACAAAUCGCUGAAGGCUGAGGGGCGUGGAGAUGAGGUGCACCGCCUGGGCGUGGUCGUGUCCUUGGGGACGGGGAAACCUCCGCAGGUACCAGUGAACUCUGUCGACGUGUUCAGACCCUCGAACCCUCUGGAGCUAGCGAAGAGCUUCGUAGGAGUCAAAGAGCUGGGCAAGAUGCUGGUGGACUGUUGCACUGACUCAGAUGGGUGCGCAGUAGACCGAGCCAGGGCCUGGUGUGAAAUGACUGAUAUAAACUAUAACAGGCUGAAUCCUCAGCUCUCCACCGAGGUUCUCCUGGACGAGGUGAGCGACGCCGUCCUGGUGAACAUGCUGUGGGAGACGCAGAUGUUCCUCUACGAGAACCGCGAGCUCAUACACGCCCUUGCACAGAAACUCCUGCAGCCCUAACACACACACACACACACACACACACACAGAUUGAGAGUAAAAGAAAGUGUGAUGUGAUAGGAAGAGGAAAAAUGCAGGUGAGAAUAGUGAGGGAGAGGACGUGCAAAUCAUUGGAGUGUUAAUUAGUCAGUACAUCCUUAUAAAAAGGACAUCAUGUGAUCAUUUCAGGCACUCUGAUUGGUUAAUGCACAUCCAGCAGAAAUAAGAGAUUCUAUGACAAGCUGUACUAUGCAACAUGUACAGAAAUACACAAGUAAACUAUGCCUUUUUUUUUUGUGUUUGUUUUAAUUGUGUAGAUUAUUUAUUCUAGUUCGUCGGAAUUUGCACUGAUGGCCAAGAUUAAUUCAAGAAAUCUAAAACUGCUUCUCCAGACCUGCCCCGACCAGUUCGCUCCAUGAGCAUGAAACAUCAUAAAUUAUCGCCCCAAACCCCAACCCCAACCCCCCUCAAAAGUCGCCAGUCGCCUAAAUCUUUUCGGCUCUUGAGGCGCGCAUGGGAAUAUCGUACCGUCUCCGUGUUCUUUAGACGUGAUUUAGGACGUGGUGCUGUGCAUGUUCUCGAUCCUGAUUGGCCAGAAGGGGUCGGGUUAUUCUUUGAAAUCUGAGCAAAUCAUUUGUCAUUAUAAUAAUAAUAAUACUUUAGCGUUUCUAUUGUACCAGCUCGAUGUGUCCGACUGUGUCUUCAAUCUACACAUAAUGAGAGGAGACGUUUUAUUUUAUAACAUUUUAGAAGGAGUCUUAAGUUUCAGACCAGAGGUAAAGCAGUAACCUCCGGCAAUUUCCGCAUUUAAUAAAAAGGGAUGAAAGGACACUUUGCAGCUAGUAAAACACCAAGUUGUUGUUUUUUUCUCGUCAGAACUUGAAUACUGUAUGUUGCUUUUUUUUAGUACUGUAUAUUUAAAAAUAACUCGGCCAUGUAUUAACAGAUUUUGGGUAUUACAGACUUCUAUUCCACUCUGUAACUGACAUAAUUUGGCGAUUUAAAAGAUCCUUUUAUACGCAGCGAUCUAUGAAGGUUUACACUGUAUUAGGUAUAAUGUUUAUUCUGGUGAUCAGACGUAAGAAAGUGCACUAAAAAAUGAAUGUGACGGGAUUUAUGCACGUUUCUUCGUUUUUUUUGCCUUACAAAACCAAACUCCUCGUGUUGUUUGAUUUUGGUAAAACAUCAGUAUUUACCUCUUUUUAUCUUUCUUUUCUCACCUCACUAAUGUUUAUGGUAACAGAUUUUUAUAUUCUUCUUCUAAUUAUGCCUUGAAUCUAAUUUAUGUAAACUUUCAACUCAUUAAAGCUUUAAUAACUGUAACUGUG
Messenger RNA from Clarias gariepinus (North African catfish), 3773 nucleotides. It is a transcript of the gene pla2g6, whose product is annotated as phospholipase A2, group VI (cytosolic, calcium-independent). Gene Ontology annotation, molecular function: protein binding. Lineage: Eukaryota; Metazoa; Chordata; Actinopteri; Siluriformes; Clariidae. The transcript is spliced from 17 exons. The record is from RefSeq and is a predicted model, not a curated record. Bases 94 to 2466 code for a protein of 790 amino acids. Gene Ontology annotation, cellular component: mitochondrion. Gene Ontology annotation, biological process: positive regulation of ceramide biosynthetic process; cardiolipin acyl-chain remodeling.